This is a messenger RNA of Linum tenue, 2940 nucleotides long. The record is from the annotation of a GenBank genome assembly. Lineage: Eukaryota; Viridiplantae; Streptophyta; Magnoliopsida; Malpighiales; Linaceae.
AUGUUCACUGGUGGAAAGUAUGACGAGAAAGAAAUUGAGCGUUUCUCCGUCGACGAUGGCAGCCAUUUCAGUAUCACAGGAGAAAUUCUCCCUUCUCUCGGCGCCACUCGCAGCUUUCACCGCAAUAGUGUUGGUCGAUUCGUUAUCUCCCCUUUUGAUCCUCACUACAGGACAUGGGAGGCUUUCCUUGUGUUGUUGGUUUACUACACAGCGUGGGUGUCACCGUUCGAGUUUGGCUUCCUAGUCCGCCCGAGUGGGUUGCUCACCAUCACCGACAACAUCGUCAACGCCAUCUUCUUCGUCGACAUCGUGCUCACCUUUUUCGUCGCGUAUCUUGACAAGACCUCGUACCUUAUCAUCGAUUCAAAGAAGGAGAUUGCUACGAGGUACGUCACGACUUGGUUCCUCCUCGAUCUCAUCUCCACGAUUCCAUCCGAGUUUGUUCGCGUGAUCUUGCCGAACAACCUUCAGUCCUACGGCUAUGUCAGUAUGCUCCGCCUAUGGCGUCUCCGACGAGUCAGUCGAUUCUUUGCUAGAUUGGAAAAAGAUAAGAAUUACAGCUAUUUCUGGACUCGUUGUGCGAAGCUCGUUUCUGUUACACUCUUCGUAAUUCAUAUGGCUGCAUGCAUCUUUUACCGUUUGGCUGCACAUUAUUUUAACCCCACGGAGACUUGGAUUGGAUCGGUUUGGGAAGAUUUUAAAACAGAGUCACUGUACUCUCAAUAUAUAAAGUCCUUGUAUUGGUCUAUAACAACAAUGGCUACAGUUGGAUAUGGUGACCUACAUGCUGUGAACCCCAAUGAAAUGACGUUUGAUGUGAUGUAUAUGUUGUUCAAUCUCGCGCUGACAUCCUACAUUAUUGGAAAUAUGACCAACUUGGUGGUUCAUGCGGCCACUCGCACCAGACAAUUUAGAGAUACAAUUCACGCUGCAUCAAGUUUUGCACAAAGGAAUCGUUUACCUGUUCGACUGCAAGAUCAGAUGAUUGCACACUUGACUUUAAAGUACAGAACAGAUUCAGAGGGACUGCAUCAACAAGAGGCCAUCGAUUCACUUCCCAAAGCCAUUCGUUCCAGUAUUGCAAACUAUCUAUUUUACUCACUCGUUGAUAGGGUGUACCUGUUUCGUGGCGUAUCAAAUGACUUGCUUUUCCAAUUGGUAUCAGAAAUGAAGGCAGAGUACUUUCCUCCCAAAGAAGAUGUAAUUUUACAGAACGAAGCACCCACAGAUAUGUACUUUUUGGUCUCCGGUGUUGUGGUUGUUGGUGAGGCAAGGACUGGGGAUGUGGUUGGUGAGAUUGGAGUGCUAUGCUACAGGCCACAGUUAUUCACAGUUCGAACCAAAAGAUUAAGUCAGCUUCUACGUUUGAAUCGAACUGCCUUUUUAAAUCUUAUUCAAGCUAAUGUUGGAGAUGGGACAAUAAUAAUGAACAAUGUUCUUCAGCAUUUAAAGGAAAAUAAUGAUCCAAUCAUGCAAGAAAUUUUAUUAGAGACAGAGCACAUGUUGGCACAGGGAAGAAUGGAUCUGCCUCUUACUUUGUGUUUUGCAGCGACGAGAGGUGACGAUCUAUUGUUGCACCAUAUAUUAAAGCGUGGUUCAGACCCAAAUGAGGCUGACAAUGGUGCACGAACUGCAAUGCAUAUUGCUGCUUCAAGUGGUAAUGAUCAUUGUGUAGCCUUACUUCUGGAAUAUGGAGGAGAUCCUAACAAAAAAGAUUCUGAAGGAAACGUUCCAUUGUGGGAUGCAAUGCUUGGCAAGCACGAAUCUGUAAUCAAGUUGCUUGUGGAAAAUGGUGCUACACUUUCUUCGGGCGACACAGGUCAGUUCGCAUUCACCGCGGUUGAGCAAAACGACUUGGACUUGCUGAAUAAAAUCGUUAGUUACGGCGGAGAUGUGACAAGACAAACAAGCAGCGGAACCACAGCUCUUCACGCAGCAAUAUCUGAAGGAAACAUCGACAUCGUUAAGUUCCUUCUAGACCAAGGAGCCGACAUCGAUUUGCCAGAUUCCAACGGGUGGACGGCGAGGGCUUUGGCAGAUCAUCAAGGCCAUGACGAGAUCAAAACAUUAUUCCAAAACAGGAAAGAAGUAAUCAAGAGACCAAUUCCCACCAUCAGUCAAGCAUCCAAGCUAGGAGGUGAUUACUCGCCGCGAGGCGUCAUGCCAUCUGUACCUGAAAGGACAUGGACCGAUGAUUCCAGCAGAAGAAGAAGAGUUAAUACUUUCAGGAAUUCACUUUUUGGGAUAAUGUCUGCAGCUAACACUGGUGAGGGCGAUGUGAUGCCAGCUGGAGGCAGCUUUUCUGGGUUGUCAAGCUUAGCAAGUGACCCUCCAGCGCGAGUGACGAUUAGUUGUCCGGAGAAAGGUGAUGUUAAUGGGAAGUUGGUUUUGCUACCAAAGUCACUCGAGGAAAUUUUGGAGAUUGGAGGCAAGAAGUAUGGUUUCAGCCCAUCUAAGAUCUUGAACAAAGAAGGAGCUCAAGUUGAGGAUAUAGAAUUGAUAAGAGAUGGUGACCACAUCAUUGUCGCCAGUUAAUUGAUUCCGUGAUUAGAAAUCAUUUUCUAGCUAGCUAGGAUACAGAAUUAAAGACUAAAUAUUCACCUAAGCAUGGAGCUUGAUUGAUGGCAAAGAUGAUUUUUUCUUUUUAGUAACAAUAAAAAUUUGGAAGGAAUGGUACGAGGGGGAGAGGGACUAAAGCUAGCAGCCUAAGUUGUAAACAAUAAGAAGGGACAGUGAGAGGAUAUGAAACUAGUGAACUUCGGUUAGCUUGUUGAUGGGCCUCCAAGAAAGCACAAUUAGAUUACACAUGUUGCAGAUUCUUAAUUGUCAUAUGUGCGUGGAGAUAGAUUUUCUAAAUUUGUCUUGUGCACAUUCAACAGUUGAUGAAUGAGACAUGCAGAAUUUAUCGACGUUAGCACAUGAGGAUUGGGCCAUGCGUCG